Sodiomyces alkalinus F11 is the source of this 788-nucleotide messenger RNA. RefSeq lists its product as hypothetical. The coding region runs from base 1 to 546 and encodes 181 amino acids. Lineage: Eukaryota; Fungi; Ascomycota; Sordariomycetes; Glomerellales; Plectosphaerellaceae. The record is from RefSeq and is a predicted model, not a curated record. The transcript is spliced from 3 exons.
AUGUCAGCCGAUUGCGCUGAGGCUACCAUUGCUAUCGGCGUCAGGGGUCCAGGCGAAAUGACGCACGGUCGUCAUGUCACGGUCCAGUCGGCGACAGACUCAAUCCGUACGAGGCAGGCCGCUCACCUGCACAUCGUUCUCCCGGCCCGGUUAGAACACAUGGCACACGCAAGGCGGGGACAGCGGGAAGGUUCGUUUGACAUGGAUAAGUUGGACAGCCCGCGGCGGAUGGAACAUGAACGCCAGCGGACGGGAGAUACCGUGGUGGUGGUGACUCUCACAAUAUGCUUUAAGCGACUUUGUUCGGGUCCAGGUCACGCCGUUUCGAAGACUUUUCUUCAGAGGACCGUUUCCGUUUACAGAUUCAUCAUUCCGUUGCUCUUUCAGUUUCCCAUAUCAUAUUCCCGUUCCCCGCCCGUUCAAAAAUUGCCGACGUUCAACGAAAUGCCUAGUUCCUCCCCGCAACCCCGCGAAAAAGCAGGCGGUUUCGUGGAGCUAAGAGAACAAGUCUCUCGACGGUUACAACGGACGCUGACGCCAACCUAGCGGGUAGCUAGGCGGUACAAGAAGAGAACCUAUAUGCAUACGGGCUAGGUGCAGCUCCGUCUUCAGAUCGCCAGAUCAUAAGAUGGGCACAAUGGCCUAAUAAAUGGCGAACAGAGUCGUCAAGUCAUUGACGCAAGAGGCGUGCAUUCACGUUAUGCCUUCCCGUUGGGAGAAGAUCCUCAUUACGAAGUACUUCGUGCGGACUUGAGAAACAGGAAUAGGAAAAUGACAGACGAACGGGG